Molecule: messenger RNA, 2177 nt
Organism: Adelges cooleyi (spruce gall adelgid)
Lineage: Eukaryota; Metazoa; Arthropoda; Insecta; Hemiptera; Adelgidae
Gene: vex
Product: somatomedin-B and thrombospondin type-1 domain-containing protein
Exons: 5
Coding region: 171-1028 (285 amino acids)
Source: RefSeq, a predicted model, not a curated record
UCGGCGCAAACGAUCCAGUACACCCCCGCCGUGUCCCGUGCACGUUGGUCGACGACACGUAACCCGCGGUCCACGUGACUUACCACCGACGGUCUUGUAGGAAAUUUUUGAGAAAAAAAAAAUCGAUUUAAUUUAUUUUACAAUAACACUAAUUUCGUAUACGCGAAAAUAUGCGCUCAACCGCCAGCGAAGCCGUUGUCGCGGCGCUGCUGCUGGCCGUGUUCGCCGUCGCGCCAACCUCAGUUCUGGCCGGCAGUUGCCUGGAAGCCAAACUCUGUUGUCCGGGCCGGGACUCGGCGUGCGUUGUCCAGAAGACGCCAAUCAACGCCAUCAUCGAGGAUCCCACCGACAAGCCGUGCUACUGCGAUCACGCUUGCCUCAAGCUGGGCGACUGCUGCACCGACUUCAAACCGGCUUGCGGAGUAAUCGACUGUGUGAUGUCGGAAUGGGAACCUUGGACAGAAUGCGACACCGAGUGUGGCAGCGGUAUGAUGACCAGGAAAAGGCAAGUGGUCAAGGCGCCUGAGAACGGCGGCAAACACUGUGCGUCCCUGAUCCAGAAACGGGCUUGUAUGGGAACCAGGUGCCCAAACUAUCCCGGAAGUGCCCUGAAAGAAACAGCCAUGUUGCUCCCAGCUUCACUUGCCUCCAGUCGUCUAAGUAAUGAAUCUCAAGAUAUUCGUCACAACCUCAAGUACAGAUUAUCCAAAGAUCCAGUCGAUCUUGACUCUAAAGAGUAUUGUGUUCUUUUCGAAGUGAUGAAAGCGACAAAAGCCUGCAGAAAAGUACCCGAAUACUCGUUACUUCGAGAAGGUGAACGGGUGUGCGUGCGCUGUGACACUCAGGCCAUGCGCCAGUCGCUAGGGUUCCGUUGUCCAGGCCACGGUACAAUGGAUCGGUCGACCCGGUGGACAGUGUUGUCGGCGCCCCAUUGUCACGGCAAAUGGGUCCGUCUAGAAUCCACAGGUCAGCAGGACGGUCAUUCGUGUCCCAUGUGCAAAAAAGGAGCGCAGUUCGUUUUCGUAUAAGCAUAUCCUUAUUGUAUUAUUUUUUUUUCUCUUUCUGUUUACGAUUAUUAUUGUUUCACUACACACUGUAUAAUGUACACACACGCCGUCGUAUCUUAUCCUCUGUCACCGUGUCAUCCCAAAACCGGCACACACACAUACCUACAUAUACAUAUUAUUACUCUCUCGUCGUCUUUGCUAAAGUAUUCUGCACUGGUCGCAGGCGUUUUUCUAAAAAAAAACGAUGAUAAUUACCUACUCUAACCCAUGCCGUUUCUUUUUCCAGGGACAAUUAUUUAUCGUACAUAUCCUCUUCAUAACACGUUUGUGUGUGUGUUUUUUUUUUCUAAAAUAAUAUAAUUUAAUUAAACAAAGUACUCGCCUGAAAUGUCUGUAAUGUUCCCCACCCGUUACAUCAAUUCGUCGUUGGUUAGCCGUCAAAGUAAUAGCAAAUAUUGGUAUAUAUCGUAGAGAUGUAUACAUGUAUUAUUAUUUUUUAAACAUACACAAUAAAGUAACGAAUGAAUAGGUGAUAAUAAGUGAUCGGUACCUACGUUUUAAAUAUUGAUCUGUACAUAUUUAUAUUAUUAUUAAUAUUUUAUGAUACAACCGCGCGGUACCAAUUUAUUAUUUAACAUAAGUUAUACCGCACUGUAAUGGUGAAUUAUAUUUUGUUGUUAUUAUAAUAAUAAUAGCAUAUUUUGAGUUAUUUAAAUGUAUUUAUAUUAAUCAUUUUACAGUAAUAAUUGUAUUGUAAAACACGCCAUGCCACGCCUCUCUUUAGUGUUAAUUCAUACUUCGACCGAGUUGAUUUAGUUUCAUUUUAUAAUUUUUAUAAUACAUAAAUUUACUUUGUUCUUAAUGUAUUAUUACAACUAACUGAUUGUAAUUUAAUAAAACUAUAACGUGUAAAGUGAAUAUUGUUUUUUUUCUUUCUUACACGAGCUGCGUACAAAUGUUAUUUUUACACUCUUAUAGUAAAUAAAAGUAAUACCUAACAUAAAAUGUUAAAAUACAAAUCCAUACAGUUACACUAAGCUCUCAUAACACUAUAUCCAUCAACGCUUGGCAUAGAACAUCUGAUUUACUCAAAGUUAUUCAAAGAGAAAUGUGCGACAGCUUCCAAAGAAGUGGAUGAUAGGUUAUUUUCAUAUAUUUUUUAAAACAGUA